Malania oleifera is the source of this 5020-nucleotide messenger RNA. RefSeq names its product N6-adenosine-methyltransferase non-catalytic subunit MTB. Gene Ontology annotation, molecular function: methyltransferase activity; mRNA binding. Gene Ontology annotation, cellular component: RNA N6-methyladenosine methyltransferase complex; nucleus. The coding region runs from base 1329 to 4931 and encodes 1200 amino acids. The record is from RefSeq and is a predicted model, not a curated record. NCBI's taxonomy places the organism in Eukaryota, Viridiplantae, Streptophyta, Magnoliopsida, Santalales, Ximeniaceae. The transcript is spliced from 7 exons.
ACAAUUAAGAGGAUAGGGUUGUGCGAAUCCUGCAGACUUUUAGUGGACUUAAAUAUUAAUAUAACAUUUUGUGAUUAAUAAAUUUGAACUUUUAUGUGGAGGAAUCGUUAUUUAAAAGACAUUUUUCGUGUUCUAAAUUUAGAAAUUUUGAUUCCGUAGGCACUUUUAGAUAGCAAGUCAAUGAUGAACUCUCAUCGAAGUAAAAAAUAAUGGAUUUUUUUUUUCUUAAACUAUUAUGUGAAUUCAAAAUAUGAUCAAAAUAGAAAUACAUAUAAAAUAUCUCUAAAUUUCAAAAAAAAAUAAUGGGUCGUUUAGAAAUAAUUUCUCUUCUUUCAAUUGUUGUGUAUACCCAGAUUGUUCUCAUUGUUCUAAAAAAUGAGUUUUCAAAUAUAAUAAUUAAGUAAAUAAUUAGAAUAUUUUUUAUUUUUUAUUAUAAUGUUAUAAAUUUUUAGUCUUUUAUGUAUUUUUAUUAUGUAAUAAUAUAUUUUAGUUAUUUGAUUCAAUGACAAGAAUAAGGGCAUGUUUAGUGGUGGAAAAUAAUUUUAAAUUUUUAUUCUAGUUUUUCAAAAAAAUAUAGAAAAAUUUAGCUAAAUUUUUUUUAAAAUAAUUUUUACAACAUUUCUAUGAAAUAUAUGAAUAACAAUAAAUAAUUUUGACACUAUUUACUUGUGAAAAUAGUUUUAUUUUUUAAUUUUAAAAUCUUUAAAUAAUUACAAAAAUGCCAUCCUAUUUUUAAUAUUUUUAUUAUUUUAAUAAUAUUUUUAAUUGUUACUUGAAUCAUAAAAAAAAUAAGCAUCUGUUCAAUUAAAAUUUUAAUUUGUUUUUCUUAUAUUAUUUUAUUUCCUAAUUCGUUUCUAGCAAAUAUGACUUUGGGUUUCUAAAAUCGUGGAUUCUAAAAUUCAUUUCAGUUCAACUAAUAUUUCGUAGAACAAUUGCGUAUUGACUAAACUACCCGUACUGUGACGCUCUAAAUUACAUAGUUGCCCUGGAGGAAGGCACAAAAUGUCUCUGCAAGUUCCACCCCCACCCUCUCGCCUCCCUUCCUCCGCAGACGAUCGGAAGGUCCCUGUCCUCCAUCCUAUCCCCUCUUCCACUUCCCUUUAUUGCUUCUUCUCUUUUUCCUCUCUCGUCCUGUUGGUCGGUGGUUCCCCGACUAUGGAUACGAAGGUCCUGCAACAACACAGGAAGUUAUAGGCUUAAUUCAUUCUCUCAUUACGGAGAAGCCUAGGCUCAUCGCUUGCCGAAAGUGGAACAUUGCUGAUUAAUUUUGCCCUGGAUUAAGCAGAGACAGUGAAGAAGAAUCAAUAUUUUGAGGGCCUUUGCUUGCAAUGAAUUCACCUGAGCGUAGUCGGACUAAUGCGAAAAAGGACAUUGAGGAUAAUUCUGAUGUGAAGAGUGAUAGGAUUGGAGAUGAUGAAGAAUGGGAGAGCAGUGACAAGAGAAAGCACAGGUCAAGCAAAUCAAGAAAGUCUAGUAAUGGGGAGGACACUGAAGUAGUGGAGAGUAGUGGAAGAAGGAGAAGUUCUGCUGACCGAAAUGAGAGCCGAAAGAGAUCAGGUGGAUCAAGCAAGGCAGGUAGUGAUGACGAUGACUAUGAAACAAGAAAAGAGAUGCGUUCUAGGCAGAUGAAAAAAAAACAAGAAGAGAGUACUUUGGAAAAAUUGAGCAGUUGGUAUCAGGAUGGGGAAUUAGAAAAUAAGCAGGAUGGGAGAGAGAAGUCUGGGAGCAGAGGUCAUUGUCGGACAGAUGAAAGUGAGAGAAGGAAAAUGACUUCAAAAAUCUCAGAUCAUGAGAGUUCCCAAAGUAGAAGUAAAAGCAAAGAAGAAAAAUCUUAUGAUGGAGAGGUUGAAAAGAUGAUUGAUAGAGAUCCCGAGUAUUCUGAGAGGAGAGCAAGCAGUCAAGAGAAGGUCCAUGGGUCUUCUGAGCAGGUAAAAAACCCUAGGAGAAGAUGGGAUGAGUCAGAUUCUGGUAAGAAGGCUGAAGAAGGUGGUCAUGUAGAAAGGGCUGGUUUGAGAAAUGGGAAGGCUUCUGAUCUUAAGCUAGAGGGUGCUAAGGAUAGAAGUGUCUCUACAAGGAUUGAAUCCAGUGAAAGCAAAUGCAGGGUUUUGGAGUCAAACAGUGACAAAAUCAGCAAGUUCAACAGCAGGGAAGAGAGAAGAGCUGAUGCUGAAAGGAGUAAGAGUAAAGGUAAGUCCGAUGCUUCAGAAGAAGAUAGUAAGGCCAGUUCUUUAGUUCGUGAUGACAGAUCAAUCAAGGAGAAAAAUGAGAAACAUAGAUCGCAGAGGAAUCCCUCUGGUCGGGAAGGUGCUGAAUUCCGGGAGAAGUCUUUGAAUGUGGAUGAGGAUGGAAAUACAUGGCUGAGGGAAAAAAAUGGAAGGGAGGUGGAGCACUCUAACAGGUCCAGGACCCCUGAGAGGAGUGGGAGGCGCCAUCAGGAAUCAGAAAACUCUGAAAUGGAAAAUGAAAGAAGCGGUACAUUUAAGAGAAGGGAAUAUGAGAAAGAUGGUUACAGAGAUGAUCGAUCAAAAGGCAGAGAUGGCAGCUGGAGUGACCGGAACAGGGACUGGGAAGGUUCCAAAGAGAACUGGAAAAGAAGGCAACCCAGCAACAAUGAUAAAGAAACAAAAGAUAGGGACGUUGUUUAUGAUCAUAGUCGAGAGUGGGAAUUGCAGAGGCAUGUUCGUGAGAGGACGGACAGUGAAAGGCCUCAGGGUAGGUCUGGUAGUAGAAAAGAGGGAAGGACUGAAGCUGUGAAGACUUCAUCAAAUUAUGGAAUUUCAAGUGAGAAUUAUGAUGUGAUAGAAAUCCAAACCAAGCCUCUUGAUUAUGGAAGAGAAGAGUUUGGAUCUGCCUUUUCCAGGAGAGCUGAUGUGGGUCAGCAAUCUGAUAUGAAAUCAGUACCAAAUGAUGAGGAGUGGGCGUAUUUGCGGGAUGAAAGAGCAAGAAGAACUGACAUAUAUGGGUCUGGGCCAUCUGGUGAUGAUUCAAAGGAAAAAUAUAUGGAUGAUGGCACACCCAUGCGAGAUCAGAAUUCAUGGAGGGACGAUGGUGACUUUCAGGGAGGGAAGGCAAGAGGGCAGAAAAGUGCAAUGUCUGGUCGUGUUGCUGGUGGCCAGAGUUCUUGUGGUGGUUCACAGCCUCCAUAUGGAAACCAGGAUCAAGGUUCCUUUAGUAGAGCUGCGCCUCAAGGUGGUAAAGGGAGUAGAGUUGGGAGAGGAGGAAGGGGUAGGCCUGCUGGGAGAGAUGGCCAACAGGUUGGUAUGCCACUGCCUAUGAUUGGAUCACCUUUUGGACCUCUUGGAAUGCCGCCUCCUGGAUCAAUGCAGCCUCUUAACCCUACCAUGUCUCCUGCUGCUGGUCCUCCUAUUUCACCUGGUGUCUUUAUUCCACCAUUUUCUCCACCCGUUGUUUGGCCUGGAGCUCGAGGUGUUGAUAUGAAUAUGAAUAUGUUAGCUGUUCCACCUGGUCUCUCUCCUGUUCCCCCUGGACCAGCUGGUCCUAGAUUUACUCCAAAUAUAGGUACUCCACCAAACCCCACCAUGUAUUUCAGUCAGCCAGGUUCUGGAAGAGGAGUGCCUCCAGCCAUAUCUGGUCCUGGUCUUAAUGCCAUGGUGCCAGCUGGACGAGGACAGCCACAUGAUAAAGCAUCUGGUGGUUGGGUUCCUCCUAGAACUGGCGGACCUCCUGGAAAAGCUCCUUCCAGAGGAGAGCAGAAUGAUUACUCCCAAAAUUUUGUUGACACUGGCAUGCGACCCCAAAAUUUCAUUAGGGAGCUAGAGCUUACUAAUGUUGUGGAGGAUUAUCCCAAGCUUCGGGAGCUUAUACAGAAGAAGGAUGAGAUUGUGGCUAAAUCUGCUUCUCCUCCCAUGUAUUACAAGUGUGACCUGCAUGAGCAUAUGCUAUCUCCAGAGUUCUUUGGAUCAAAGUUUGAUGUCAUUCUUGUGGACCCUCCUUGGGAGGAAUAUGUGCAUCGAGCUCCUGGUGUUGCUGACCAUAUGGAGUACUGGACAUUUGAAGAAAUAUUAAAUCUUAAAAUUGAGGCAAUUGCAGACACGCCUUCUUUUAUAUUCCUUUGGGUGGGUGAUGGUGUGGGACUUGAGCAGGGUCGCCAGUGUCUUAAGAAGUGGGGGUUUCGAAGGUGUGAGGAUAUAUGUUGGGUGAAAACCAACAAAAGUAACGCAACUCCAGGGUUGCGUCAUGAUUCUCAUACUCUGUUUCAGCACUCAAAGGAGCACUGCUUGAUGGGGAUAAAGGGAACUGUUCGUCGAAGCACUGAUGGUCAUAUAAUUCAUGCCAACAUUGACACUGAUGUAAUUAUUGCCGAGGAACCUCCUUAUGGUUCAACUGCAAAGCCUGAAGAUAUGUACAGGAUAAUCGAGCAUUUUUCCCUUGGUCGCAGGAGGCUUGAGCUUUUCGGUGAAGACCACAAUAUUCGGUCUGGGUGGCUGACUGUUGGUAAAGGACUAUCCUCAUCAAAUUUUAAUGCUGAGGCAUAUGUCAAGAACUUUGCUGAUAAGGAUGGGAAAGUUUGGCAAGGAGGAGGAGGAAGAAAUCCGCCACCAGAAGCUCCUCAUCUUGUUGUGACAACCCCUGAAAUAGAAGCUCUUCGACCAAAGUCCCCAAUGAAGAACCAGCAGCAAAUCCAGCAGUCAUCUUCGAUUUCCCUGACAACAGCCAACUCCACCAACAAAAGGCCUGGAAACUCUCCACAGAAUCCAACAGCUCUUAGUCUCAACCAAGAAGCUUCUAGUUCCAACCCUUCAACUCCAGCGCCUUGGGCUUCACCAUUGGAGGGCUCCAAAGGGCGAGAAGGCAGCAAUUUUGCUUCUGAUGAUAGGGUUUAUGAUAUCCCAGGGUAUAAUCCCCCUUGCGGGCUGCCAAAUGGUGACUAUAUUGAUUUUGACUCUCACAGAACGAUUAAUUUGAUGUAACAUUAAAAUGCUAAGGCAUCAAACUGUGAUUAUAUGUUUGCAUGCUGUUAUUCUUUUUCCUUGGAUAUGAAUGGAAAGAAAAUUUUGCA